This is a messenger RNA of Rhopalosiphum padi (bird cherry-oat aphid), 1913 nucleotides long. It is a transcript of the gene spn-A, whose product is annotated as DNA repair protein RAD51 homolog A. Gene Ontology annotation, molecular function: double-stranded DNA binding; ATP hydrolysis activity; DNA strand exchange activity. NCBI's taxonomy places the organism in Eukaryota, Metazoa, Arthropoda, Insecta, Hemiptera, Aphididae. Gene Ontology annotation, biological process: mitotic recombination; DNA recombinase assembly; chromosome organization involved in meiotic cell cycle. The transcript has 7 exons. The record is from RefSeq and is a predicted model, not a curated record. Bases 480 to 1502 code for a protein of 340 amino acids. Gene Ontology annotation, cellular component: condensed nuclear chromosome.
UGGUUUUUUAAAAUAAAUUUUAGAAUUUUAUUAAACAAAUAAUGAAAAUUUCAAAUUUCGUGUCGUACUUUAUUGUCGUUCACCGAACCGUCAGGUGUCCAACCGAGGACACAUGUAAACUCACCGAAUUUCGACGUAUCUAAGGUUUCGGUGCGGAUGUAUCGUCCCCAUCACAGUCGGUCUAAUCUGUCGUUUCGCGCCCAUUUGCCUUGUCCCCGUUCACGACCGUUGAUAAUAACAAACAAUUCAAACAACACAGUCUUGCCUUUUGCGUCUGCUGCUGUCCAACCAUAUUACGCGCGUUUCAAUAACUCAACAUUAACUAAGUAUUAUAAAAUAUUAGUGUUUUUUUCAGCUUUUGAUUUUUCCGUCCGCACAGUUUCAAGUGAUUAUCGUUCUCCGAAAAGACCUUUUUAAAAAGAUCAAACUCAAAUUUCGACCUAAUCAAUCCCCGUUGAUAUAAUAUUAUUUAAUACAAAAUGGCUAUGGCAUCAUCUUCGCAUGUUGAAGAAGCUGUUGUUGAAGAUCAUGAAGAAGAUGACGGUCCAUUACUUAUUUCAAAACUUGAGGGCCAAGGAAUUACAAGUGGAGAUAUUAAAAAGCUUCAAGAAGCUGGAUACCACACAAUAGAGUCUGUUGCUUUUGCGACAAAAAAACAUCUUAUAACUAUUAAAGGCAUAAGUGAAGCAAAAGCUGAUAAAAUAUUGGCUGAAGCCUCAAAAAUGGUUCCACUUGGUUUUACUUCCGCUACAAUAUUUCAUCUUAAGAGAUCUGAAAUCAUUCAAUUAACUACUGGCUCAAAAGAAUUAGAUCGUCUAUUAGGUGGUGGUAUUGAAACUGGUUCAAUCACGGAAAUAUUUGGAGAGUUUAGAACUGGUAAAACACAACUGUGCCAUACUUUGGCUGUAACUUGUCAGCUACCUAUUGGUCAAAACGGAGGAGAAGGAAAAUGUCUCUAUAUUGACACUGAAGGUACAUUCAGGCCUGAACGAUUGCUUUCAGUAGCUGAAAGAUAUCAGUUAGUAGGAAGUGACGUACUUGAUAAUAUUGCUUGUGCCAGAGCAUAUAAUACAGACCAUCAAACACAAUUAUUAUUGCAAGCUGGUGCUAUGAUGGCUGAAUCUAGAUAUGCAUUACUGAUUGUGGAUAGUGCCAUGGCUUUAUAUAGAACUGAUUAUUCUGGUAGAGGUGAAUUAUCUGCUAGACAGAAUCAUUUGGCUAGAUUUCUCAGAAUGCUAUUACGUCUUGCAGAUGAGUUUGGUGUUGCUGUAGUAAUAACCAAUCAAGUAGUUGCUCAAGUAGAUGGGGCUUCUAUGUUUGCGGCAGAUCCAAAAAAACCUGUUGGCGGAAAUAUAAUGGCUCAUGCGUCUACAACUAGAUUGUACUUGCGUAAAGGCAGAGGUGAAACAAGAAUAUGCAAGAUAUAUGAUUCUCCUUGUUUACCAGAGUCCGAAGCAAUGUUUGCUAUUAAUGCUGAUGGAAUUGGAGACGCUAAAGAGUAAAUUGAAUAUAAUUUUUUUUUUUUUGUUAUAAAAUUUUCAUUCAUAAGAAUACCACAUUUUAAGUAUGUUUAGUUAAAACAAUUAUUUUUAUUGUGUAGAUUAAAAAAGUUAAAAAAAUUUUUUUUGACAUUUCCUAAUCUAAAAAUAAUAAAAUUAUAUUACAUUUUUUUAAAUUAUUCUUAUGUUGACAUGUUAUUUUGUAUAAUUAUCUUUUAUAUUAAAUAUAAUUUAUCCUACGCUUGUAUAUUAUGAUAGUGUUUUUUUUUUCAGAAGUAAUAUUAGUUCUUGUAUGCAAUUAUUGUAUUAUCAUGUGCAUAUCUAUUGUAAAUAUUUUAUAAUAACUGAUAUUGUAUUUAAACAAUACAAAAUUUAUAUAUUAAAAAUAUUGAUCUGAUGUCAUGUCAUGAAUUA